Penaeus indicus is the source of this 569-nucleotide messenger RNA. RefSeq lists its product as uncharacterized. The coding region runs from base 262 to 549 and encodes 95 amino acids. The transcript has a single exon. The record is from RefSeq and is a predicted model, not a curated record. NCBI's taxonomy places the organism in Eukaryota, Metazoa, Arthropoda, Malacostraca, Decapoda, Penaeidae.
UUCAGAUGAUAUAUCAAACACGACGAAGGUGCAAGUUCAGAUUACCCAUUCUGACCAAAGAAUCCCUUGUGGCUUGAGAGACUUUUGCACCCCGAGAUAUUUCAGCUGUGAUGAAUACUUACAGGUCCUCCCCAGAACAGGCACGCUCGCACUAAAACAGUAACUCCUCCCCCUCAUAGCACUAACGCUUAACUGAACUUUUGGCCCUCACUAGCACUCCCUUCGCUGUCUAUCCUGUCCCACGCCAACAAACAAGGCUCCAUGCGCACCUCCCCGGGCAAUUUGGAGACCUCCUCCUCCCUCACAACUUCCACCACCAACAUGACCUCCACCACCACGAGCUCGAGUGCGCACGCCACCCAAGGAGAGAGUAAUGCCCCGAAGAAGCUUUUCACGAGGCAGAACUCCCGCACAGACACUGAGGGCUUCGUCCUGUCUCCCGUCAGAGACAGAGACGGUAGCCUGAUGGUGGGGGUGAAGGGGAUCGUGUAUAAGAUCAAAAAGUUCGAGAGUGAGUACAAGCUGACGACCGUCGUGGAUCGGCUGUAGGAUCUAGAGAUUCUUGGAAG